Molecule: messenger RNA, 1404 nt
Organism: Phaeodactylum tricornutum CCAP 1055/1
Lineage: Eukaryota; Bacillariophyta; Bacillariophyceae; Surirellales; Neidiaceae
Exons: 1
Coding region: 211-1359 (382 amino acids)
Source: RefSeq, a predicted model, not a curated record
CGAUUACUUUAAUAAAAGAUAUCGUUCCGUUUGAUCGAAGAUUCUGCUCUCGUUGGUGAUUAGACUUGGACCUUUGCUUCCUUCUUCCUCCUCGUCCCGAAAAGUGUUCAGUGGAAUGCGACAACCUACCUCGUUCGGUUGAAAGCAUAAGAAGUUCUGCAAUACCAACCAAGGAAGUUUUGAGGCCAACGCCUCGCAACUCAACGUACAAUGUCUCUCGCAAUCAACACGUGCGUCUCAACGGCUCCGGUGAGUGAUUUUCUUGGUGAAUCUGGUACGUCUUUGCUGCGGACGGAGCAUUCUUCUGGUGAGGAUGACGUCUCGCCGAAGCGUUUCGUGCGGAAUGGGAGACCUUCCACAUGCAUCGGAAGCCCAAGAAGCGUCGUGAUUGGAGAUGAGCAGCCACAAAACGGCGUAGGUAGCAUGAGAAAGACGGCACGGGUAAUUCCUGCGAUGAUCUCGAAAGGAGAGAAGCCGAGGAAAAGCACGAAUAAGGCUCCUACCGACGAGAACAGCAACUUUGGCGAUGACUACUCCACAGAUGGCGAAUCAACGGUAUUGGUCAUCCAGCAGUCUCGAGCUUGCCGUGAUCAUCGAGACGAAACUACGUGGUGCAAUUAUGAAACGGAUUGCUUCGACUCGAGCGAUUGUGUUUCCUUCUUUGAUGAGAAUGAUUUGAAUUCUUGGGACAACGAUGAUUCUAGCGAGCAAGAAGACGAUAGCUCCUUGCACACUAUUGACCUAAAAGCAUCCGACUGUGUACUUGAUCCGUUACUGCAUAGAAUGCAGCCGCGACGUCGUCGACAGGUUUCGUUUGGUUCCGUAUUCAUCCGUGAAUAUUCUUUGACUGUGGGGGAUCAUCCAUACACGCGCGAUUCCUGCCCACUAACCUUGGCGUGGCAACAUACGGUAACCGUGGAGAAGGAAUUGCUUCACUAUGAGCACAGUCGGUACUUUUUGCGGUCUUCGACACCACCACGGCGACUUGGUCUGCACGAACGACGGGAACGCAUAUGCGAAGUCAACGAAAACUUAGUCGACCACGCUGACGUGAAGCAGCUGGAAGUGGCAAUGACUCUGUCGAGAUUGGAAUCAAUGCAGACGCGACUGCAAGGCUUUCAUCAAGAUGGUAACCAUCACCAGGACGGUUCUGGGACGUCCUCUUCUGACAACAUGCAUCCUCAUUUGAUGUGCCUAGAUUCCGUGCUUGAUCAAGACGAACACCCGCCGCACACUCCAUGCUGUCCAGUGAUCGAGGAAGCCAGCACGGCUACCCCAUUAUAUAGUUCGGAAAGUGAACAAACUGAUGUUUGUGAGCAGCAAUCUCUGCAGCCCAUUUCUAUCCGCGAACUGUGCUGACAACACUUUAUACAUAAUUAUACAUAGAAAUUGUUUCUGCUAUUC